This is a messenger RNA of Vidua chalybeata, 499 nucleotides long. It is a transcript of the gene NPW, whose product is annotated as neuropeptide W. Gene Ontology annotation, biological process: G protein-coupled receptor signaling pathway; feeding behavior. Bases 77 to 499 code for a protein of 140 amino acids. Gene Ontology annotation, molecular function: G protein-coupled receptor binding. The record is from RefSeq and is a predicted model, not a curated record. NCBI's taxonomy places the organism in Eukaryota, Metazoa, Chordata, Aves, Passeriformes, Viduidae. The transcript has 2 exons.
GGGGCGCGGGCGCGGGGCAGCCGUCGCUGGGGUGCCCGGGGCCGGGCACAGCCCUGCCCGCACCGUGCCCUGCGCCAUGGCGAGGGGACAGCUGCCGGGGGGCGCCUGGGGGGCCCUGGUGCUGCUGGGGCUGAUGCUGCCGGCCGCCCCGGCGGGCGCCUGGUACAAGCACGUCGCCAGCCCCCGGUACCACACGGUGGGUCGCGCCUCGGGGCUGCUGAUGGGGGUCCGCCGCUCUCCCUACCUCUGGCGGCGGGAGCUGCCGGCCGAGCCCCCCCGGCACGCCGGGACCUCCGCCGGGGACAGCCCCCCGCCCCCGGGGGAGAGCCCCCCGGCCGCCGCCCCGGCCCCGCCGCCGCCCGGCCCCGGCCGCCUCCUGCAGCGCCUGCUCCGGCGGGGCUGGGGCUGGGGCGGCCCCCGCCCGGCCCCCGCCCGACCCCCGCCCGGCCCCCGCCAGCCCCAGCUCUUCCCGCUUGCAGACCUGGCUCUGACCCGCUGA